AUGAUCUUAACAAGAAGAUAUAAACGAGUUGGAUUAUUUGGAGCUGCAUUUUUCAUUGUCAACAUCUUCUCUCUCCUAUCUAUAAACUGCAUAUCUGGGGCUCAUGAUCAUCAACUGACAAGGAAGGAAUCGGUUCUGGGUUCAGAGCCUCCC
Messenger RNA from Thlaspi arvense, 153 nucleotides. NCBI's taxonomy places the organism in Eukaryota, Viridiplantae, Streptophyta, Magnoliopsida, Brassicales, Brassicaceae. The record is from the annotation of a GenBank genome assembly.